Messenger RNA from Austrofundulus limnaeus, 2676 nucleotides. RefSeq names its product palmitoyl-protein thioesterase 2b (gene ppt2b). Gene Ontology annotation, cellular component: lysosome. The coding region runs from base 295 to 1197 and encodes 300 amino acids. The transcript has 8 exons. The record is from RefSeq and is a predicted model, not a curated record. Gene Ontology annotation, molecular function: thiolester hydrolase activity. NCBI's taxonomy places the organism in Eukaryota, Metazoa, Chordata, Actinopteri, Cyprinodontiformes, Rivulidae.
GCUGUCUCACCUUUAAUUUAAAACCGGAACAAACAAACACAGAAAGUAGAGGAGCUGCAAAGUGUUUUAUCAGAUGUUAUUUUUAGCGGGAAGGUACAUGGUGUGACUUAAACAAGAUUAUUAAACGGCCUCCGUCGAUCUGCUUCAUCUGCCCCGCAUYUGGAAACAAAAACAAGCUAAAAAAUGAUGCAUUAAUUUAGAAAAUACUAAUUUUGUUACUUAAAUUUGUCCCGCUAGGCCGUGUUUUUGUUAUUUAUUUAACUUGAAUUUAGUAUUUGUAAUUAAAGACUUAGAAUGAAGGGCUCGCAUUUCGCCAGGACGAGGAGGAGAAGCAGCGAGGCUACCGUGAUGCUGUGUCCGCUCCUCGGUGCGUGUCUGUGGGCUGCGGUGCUCGGGUACAAGCCGGUGGUCGUGGUGCACGGUCUGUUCGACAGCUCGGAGGAUUUUAUCAACCUGAAGCGCUUCAUUAACCAGUCUCACCCGGGGACCAACGUGACGGUGAUCGACCUGUUUGACCGGAGCUCCAGCCUGCAGCCCAUGUGGAAACAGGUGGAAGGAUUCAAGGCCGCCAUUUACCCGAUAAUGCAAAAUGCAGCCGACGGCGUUAACCUUAUCUGCUACUCUCAAGGUGGGCUGGUUUGCAGAGGGAUCCUCUCCACUCUGUCGGACCACAACGUUCACUCCUUCAUCUCUCUGUCGGCGCCGCAGGCCGGGCAGUACGGAGACACCGACUAUUUUAAAGUUUUCCCUCAGUUUGUGAAGUCCAACCUCUACCACUUCUGUUACACUGGAGUUGGUCAACUGAUCUCCAUCUGCAACUACUGGAACGACCCCCACCACAGAGACCUGUAUCUGAACAACAGUGAAUAUUUGGCUUUGCUCAACAGUGAGCGACCCAACCCAAAUUCAACAGAAUGGAAGAAGAACUUCCUGAAAAUCCAGAAGCUGGUUUUGAUCGGAGGACCUGACGAUGGAGUUAUCACUCCCUGGCAGUCCAGCCAGUUUGGAUUUUAUGACGACAACGAGACGGUGGUGGAGAUGCAGCACCAAGACCUGUACUUAAAAGAUGUUUUUGGUCUGAAGACGCUGGUGGCUCGAGGAGAUCUGAUCUUCUGCUCGGUUCCGGGUGUGGAGCACGUCUGGUGGCACUCGAACGAGACCGUGUUCCACACCUGCAUUGAGAAGUGGCUGCUGUAGAACCACACACACACACACACCUAUUCUGCAGCUUACUGAGCUCUGUUAAAAAAAGACUUGUAGAUCUCUUUAAUCCUCAUCUUAUUUUAUUUUAGCUUUUAUUUAAAGGCCGACAGUUUGGACUUGUUGUUCAGCUUCGAUGAUCGAGAAGAUAUUAAGUCUCUCUGCAGCGAAACUGUUCUUCAGUCAGAAGGGAUUAAAUCUUCACCUUAAACCCACAGAACAACAGUCAAGUUUAAAAAAUGUAACCGCUGUAAUUAUUUAGUUUUUUUUUAAUGUAUUCGUAGUUUUUUGUGUGCGUGAUGCAGUAUGUUUUGAAGAAUCUUUAACACAAAACUACAAGAUGAGUAAGGCCUCAGAAUUCUGAGAAAUAAGUCAUAGUUUUGAAUAAGAAAAACUAAUUUCCACUGUGGCCCUAAUCCUCUGAAAGGUGUUUAUAAAUUUGUUAGGAAAUUUAAAUAUUUAUGACCCAACMAGCUGCUCGUCCAGUCGAGUUACAAACUUCCUAUAAACUUCUCCUUUUAUGUGUUUAUUUUAAGCUGUGCUCUUUGUGUUUUAAACUAAACAUCAUUUGUUCUAAAUGUGCGUAAGGUUUUGRCUGAGAGCUGCAGAACCUUUUAAACAAAAUGUGCACGCUAACAUUUAGCUGUAUGUUUAAAUUUAAUAGGUUUUUGGGUAUUUUUGCUGCUGAAAUAGCUUCCAACUCAUCAAGCAUGAUUUACAGCUUUUUGUUUUGUUUACAAAUGAUUAAGAAUUACUCCAUUAUGAUGAUAACUAGAUAGAUAAUUAUAAUUAUAAAGGGUUUUUUAUGAACAAGAAGGGAGGCUGAAUUUACAGAAAGGGAGAACAAAAAAAUGAGAUUUUAAUUCUUAGAUUUAGUUUUAGUUACUGUCAUCAGCAAAGGGAAGCAGAUAAAUGUUACCUUUUUGUACAACUGUUCUUAUUUGUUGUAAAGAACAUCCUGCUUAUUCUGCCUUUAAACAAUUAAAACCUCAGUGUCCUGUUUAAGCCCUUGUAGACGCGUCACAACCGAUACAAGCACUUUUAAUUUGGUGAAUUUGAUAUAUUUGUUAGUCAUAUCGCUGCACAUCACCAUGCAACACGACCGUGCCUGAACGACCUCCUGUCGUCUUUGUGUACAGAUUUACUGCCCUGCUCGUCUCGUGGCGCAGCUAUUUAUACUAAACCGUAUAAAUCCUUCCUGGUUGUUGGAUGGGAGACCCAUUAGCGUACAUGUCUGAUCUGAUAGUCUAUAAAUAUUUGAAUCAUUUUCAUGCAGUAGAUUAAGCCUGGACUGGUUCCUCUGCAUGGCUUUUUGUUUUCUUUCACCAAAGUGCUGAAAUAAUAAUUUAAAAAAAGAGUAAAUAUGUCUGACAGUGUUGUAAAACAAUUGCUUGAGGUGAUUUUUACCUUCCAUCGUGUUUAGAUUUCUCAGGCAUUUUAGUGACUUCCAUGUUUAUUAGAAAGGGAGUAUUUUUU